Messenger RNA from Catharus ustulatus (Swainson's thrush), 5587 nucleotides. RefSeq names its product poly(ADP-ribose) polymerase family member 11 (gene PARP11). Gene Ontology annotation, molecular function: NAD+ poly-ADP-ribosyltransferase activity. The transcript has 8 exons. The record is from RefSeq and is a predicted model, not a curated record. NCBI's taxonomy places the organism in Eukaryota, Metazoa, Chordata, Aves, Passeriformes, Turdidae. Bases 2319 to 3311 code for a protein of 330 amino acids.
GGGGGCGCAGGUGGGAAGGGCAUUGUCAUUCCACGGUGUGUCCCGUGCUGGUGCUAAUGCUGGUCCUUCUCGCCUCGCCUCGCCUCCCAAGUCCUGAGGGCUCUCCUCAGGCAAGGCUCCUCAUCAGGCGUCGUGUUCUCUAAGGAAGAGCCGGAGAUUCCUUUGGCAGUGCCUGUGUUCCCAACAGGGUGCUGUACCAAGUCGGUGUUCGUAGGCAGAAGAGCCUUUGGCAAUAAAGCACCAUGUGCCAAGUGAAGCAGGCGGCGCCGGAAUCCAGACAGAGCAGUUAACUGGGAUGCUGCUGUGUUUGUUAUUAUCCAGGUGGUGCGACCCUGGCACAGGUUGCCCAGGGAAGCUGUGGAUGCCCCAUCCCUGGCAGUGUUCAAGGCCAGGUUGGAUGGGACCUGAACAGCCUGGUCCAAUGGAAGGUGUCCUUUGCCCAUGGCAGGGGGAUCGAAACCAGAUGGUCUUAAAAUUCUCUUCUAGCCCAAAGCAUUCUGUGAGUCUACACACUGUAAAACAUGCAUAUCAGUUGAACAUAAACUACUUCUGGAAAAGAGAGGAAGUGCAUUGCCAGUAAAGCAGUAAAGCCAUUCAGUCUCAAUGCACAACAAGUGCUGUUCUUGUUUAGGAGGAUGUUUUUGCUAAGAACUUUGUUUAAUUUGAGCUGUUCUUGUGGCUCCUGGACCGGUAGAAACAGUGCUAAUAAUGGGAGUUGAGACCCUUCUCAAAAUGCUACCUGAUGCCUAUAAAUGGUAUGCACACGAUUUUGAAUUAGCCAGUAAUUCCUUCAAGCAUUUUGAAUUUGUGUCACCUUUGAGAACAGUUCUCUUGUUUUUAUGGCUUUACAUAUUCAUGCCUUCAGGUCUUUCCUCCAUACUUCUAAAGUAUCCUGGAAUCUACCUGCUUACUGUAGACUUUAUGACAAGGGUAAUAGAUGUGGAUUGAACAUAAGAUUUUUGAAAGCCAUGAGAAUAACUAUCUCCUUAGUAAAUGGUUUAUUCUGGAGGCCGAGAUGGCCCUGGAGGACUCUUAAGUGUGUUGACAGGCACAGAUGAUCAUGCCUUGUGGGCUUGUGAAGGCAUGUCCUCUUGUUCAAAUGACAUCAUUGAUUUAAUUGAUCAGAGUCAAGGCCCUGAACUGAGGGAGGGAGCUGAGGUCUGACCAUUUUAAUGGGAACAUGAGAAAACAAAACAUUACUAAGAAAAGCCUAAAUUGCUUUCCUCAGCUUUGAAGAAGUGCAGAGUACUUCUCUCUGCCUGCUCUCAGUAGGAUAGAACAUAGUGAAAUACUUAUCCAAGAAGAAGAAUCAAAUCUCUAAGCAUGUAGAUUUUUGUAACCGUUUGGAGCUUUUGGUUAUUAGAGUACAGCCUCUAUCUGUUAUCACAAAGAGGAUUUUUUCAGAUUUUUUUUUUUUUCAAACAGAAAAGACAUACAGCUAGCUUGGAAAAAAUGGGGGGAUGAAGGAUGGUGCUAGAAGUGCCUCCUGCUCUGAACUGCUGCCCCAGUAGCACUGGCCAGAACAGGGAUGCCUACUUUUAGUCUCCAGUAUUUGUCUUCUUCAGGUCUCUAUUUUUCCUGGGUUGAAGUGACCAGGAAACAAGUGAAGCAUCCAGGAUACUAACUGCACAUUGUUUGAUUUGUGCUGGAGGGUGUUGUUUCACUUCUUGGAAGAAAAAGUGAACUUGAGGACAUAUUUAGGAAGAGUGCCAAAGUAUUUUGCUUAAACAGUUAGAGUGGAUGAAUUUCUGACCUUUUCUGGGAGUGGGGCAAUUUUUUUUUCUCUGAAAGAUUCCCUGAAAUUUACUUAAAAUUUUUCCUUGGGGAAGUUGUUGCAGAAAGUUGACACAUUAGGAAAUAUAUGCAAAUAGAGGUGAGCACUUUCAGAGUUUUCAGAAUUUUAUUGAUGAACAAAGAAUGAGCUGAAUUCUGAAAGGGACUGUUCUUCUAAAAGGUAUUCUGGCAUAGCUCUUGAUAGGCUUAAACUUGUCUAGCUGCUUUUUGAACUUUCAUAAAUUUGCAGCAUGUACACCAUACCAUGGGAAGAAAUUCCAUAGGUUGCCGUCUGGUUCAUGAAGUGUUUCUUUCACUUACUUUGAACUUGACAUGUGCAACCUUUGAUAGGUGUCUCCCCUGUAUGUCAGAAAAAAAUGUGAUUCUUUAUUUCCUAUUUGGUUUUGUCAAGAUUUUGUAGACCUGUGCUAUAUGCUUUCCUCAGUUCUUUUUCUUCCAUCCUUCAGAACCCCAGCUGUGGUAGGCAUUGCUUGUGUGGGAGCCACUCUUGCUUUUGGUGUGAACUUUCUCUGUAAAUACAGGAAAUGCUUCAAGGACCAUCAGAAGAUGUGUUCGCAAAGAUGGAAAAUUCAGUUGAAGACAUGGAUACCUCCGAUACCCAGUGGGGCUGGUUUUAUUUGGCUGAGUGUGGUAAAUGGCAUAUGUUUCAGACCGACUCAAACAGUCACUGCUCUAUUAGCAGUGAAGAUAUUGAAAGGAGUUUCCGAACAGACCCUCGUGGAUCUCUUUCUUUUACCACUGCAAAGUUUAACUACACACUGGAUUUUUCAGUGAUGAAGCAAAUCAACCUAACUACCCUUAAACAGCGUCCAAUAAAGCGAGCUCCCUUUGCAAUAAAUUCAUUCAGUUUCAUCUGUGAAAAUGAGGCUAUCCCUAUGCCUUCACACUGGGAGAAUGUAAAUACUGAGGAGCCAUACCAGCUUAUUCCAUUGCAAAAGAAAACAAAUGAAUAUAAUGAAGUUUCUAGUCUCUUUGGAAAAACAAUGGAUAGCCACCGAAUUAAAAGAAUUAAGAGAAUACAAAAUCUAGACUUGUGGGAGUUUUUUUGCAGGAAAAAAGCUCAACUGAAGAAGAAAAGAGGUGUCCCAACGAUUAAUGAGCAGAUGCUGUUUCAUGGCACAAGUAAUGAAUUUGUAGAAGCAAUAUGUAUUCAUAAUUUUGACUGGAGAAUAAAUGGGAUGCAUGCUGCUGUGUAUGGAAAAGGGACCUAUUUUGCAAGAGAUGCCUCAUAUUCCAGCCAUUUCUGCAAAGAGAGCAUGAAGCAUGGAGAUACUUUCCAGAUUCAUGGUGUGAACCUGCAGCCUCAUCUGCAUAGACCAGAUAAAGUCAUGUUUCUUGCUCGUGUAUUGACUGGUGACUAUAUCGGCGGUGAUUCAAAAUACAUGAGGCCUCCUUCAAAAGAUGGAAGCUUUGUGAACUUGUAUGACAGCUGUGUGGAUAACACCUGGAACCCAAAGAUCUUUGUCAUCUUUGAUGCCAACCAAAUCUACCCCGAGUACUUAAUAGAAUUUUGUUAAGUUUGAACUGAGUAUUGUUUGUGGUUUUUUGAUACUUUUAUUCCUUUUGUAAAGACAUCAACAUAGAAACAUGAUGCAUGAAACAGAGGUGAAAGAAAAGCUGACACACAUUUGUGGAGGAGGGAAGCUAUUUAACAGAGGCUGGUGAGCUAUUUUUAAAAAUCUGUAAAAAGCUGUAAACUUUACUAAUGCAUUUUUCAAAUAUAGAGACUAUUACAAAUCUGAAGUUGCUUAGUGAGCCUUAAAUAUAUUGGUAAGUUUUCAAGGGCAAGACUUAUGUUUUGAUUUUCUGAAGUAUAUUAAAAGUGGUAGAAAUAUGCCUCUAAUACAGUAUGCAUAUGAUGAAACUAGUCUUUUAUAAAGAUUGCCUAUAAACAUAAAUUAAGAACAACAACAGCAAAACCCCAGGGGAGAUGGCUACACGUGUGUCUGUGUGUCUGUGUGUGUCUGUGUUCUGUAGUACGUUACUUUGUUUGAAGAUCUCUUAGUUUGGAUUCUAAAUCUAAAAAAAAAAAAAAAUCUACAGCUCCUUCAUCAGUUUCCUCCAGAUAAAGUUCAACAAAGCUGUCAGGUUUAAUUUUAUGUACAUUUUACUGUAAGCUUCAGUUAUAUACUGGGAAAAUAACAAAGCCCUUUCAAUAGGAUUUGACCAUAGGUUUUGCUGGAAAUGAGGCUCAUAAACUUGUGGUUGUUAAUUCUUUGGUAUGGAGCUGUUGGGCUCACUGUUGGGAUACCGACAGUGCCAUACACCUUUCUCAGGUCUUAUCCUAUGGAAUUUUUGCCAACUCAUUAGAGUAUUCAUGUGCUACUGUGAUUCCUGUCUGGUCAGAGUUCAAGACACAUUCAGUGGUCAUAUAUUUGGUUUUACUGAAGACAAUGUUUAGAUUAACUUAACUGGAAACAAUACAGUUAAACUAACAAGGAAAAUUUCACAAGAUGCAAUCCUUUAGUUUUUAAAUACUAUAAUAGAAAGCUUUCAGUUACAGUAGACGGGGUUUUCAUAACUGGUAUGUCUGUAAAGUUGAAGAGUAUUUUUCACAUGUAGAAAGAGGAAAAGAAACGAUAUUUGGGUAAAGAACAAACCUGAGUACCUAAACACAUGAAGAGGCUGAGGAAGGGGCUAUUACAAUGAAAUGCCCUGUCAUGUGAAACAAUUUGCUAUGGAAUUGUGUCCCUAGUUGUCUUUGUUACAGGACCUAAGUAGCACUAAUGGACAAAGUUGAAGUUGAAACCUUUCCAGGCUUUUUCUUUGGGUAUGGCCAGUAACAAAUCCCUGUAGAAUUGGUAUAUAAUUGUUGCAGAUGUGGAAUGGUUUGUGCUGGUUUGUUACAGAAUUGUUAAUGAACUUUUUUGAUCAAAGACUGUGUUUAAAAUGCCUUGCAUUUAAAGGCACUGCAGCUGCUGCCAUGAUCAGGUCUGCUCAGAGUCAUACUAAAGCAGUGGAACUGGAAGCAGAAGAUGGCAACACAUCUGGCAUUGUAACUGAGGACACAAAUAUCUCCUGAGUGCUGUUACUGUUGUCUGUCAGUGGAUCUUGCACAAGUUGUGUAUCUGUUUCUAUUUGUAAUUUCAUGGCAAUUUUCUUGUCCCUAAACCAUUUAGGGCUAAAAUGCAUUUUCCUUUAUUUUAGGAAGUAUGAUUUCUGAUCCCAGUUGGGAACUCUAGGUUCCACUCUUGUAGGUAUGAUUUGUGUUUGAUUCACUGCUAUGCUAGCUCUGCAAAAGGCACUUUGUUCCCCACAUUGUAUGAAACAAUAGCAAAUCACGCAGGGAAUUUGUGUAUUACUGAAUCCUUUUUAUUAUUACACAGUAUUCUACAGAGCAUACAUUUUAUGAAACUAACAAAUACAUGUGCUGUUGUUCCUUUUAUUUUGUCUUUUAUUUCUUCUGAAACUGAUGUUUUUUGUUAAGAAAACAGAAGUUUCUUUUUUAGCACCUCAUGAUGGACACAAAGUACCACAACCUUUACUGAUCUCAAAGACUUUUCUGAUUGAUUGUGCGGUGGUGUCUUGUUUACUGCUUAAUUUUAAUUGAAUGGCACAAAUCUUAAUCCUACUGCACAAUGGAAGUUUUACCUCUUCUUUCAGUGUUCAAUGUGUUCUGCUUUUUGUGUUGAUGAACUUUGUUAUUGAAGAUGUCUGUGAAAUAAUCGUCCUUUCUCUGGCAAGGGGAGAGUGAUUAUUAUUGCAAGCAAAGUCCAGAACUGUGCAAGUAGCCAAUACAGGAAAUACUUGGACUUAAUAAAAGGAACAGUGAGAAAGAAAGGGAGGAAAAUUA